Messenger RNA from Phacochoerus africanus (Common warthog), 923 nucleotides. RefSeq names its product UTP23 small subunit processome component (gene UTP23). The transcript is spliced from 3 exons. NCBI's taxonomy places the organism in Eukaryota, Metazoa, Chordata, Mammalia, Artiodactyla, Suidae. Gene Ontology annotation, molecular function: small ribosomal subunit rRNA binding. Gene Ontology annotation, cellular component: nucleolus; small-subunit processome. The record is from RefSeq and is a predicted model, not a curated record. Bases 104 to 859 code for a protein of 251 amino acids.
GAGCUCUUCAUUUCCGGGAGAAGCCGGUUCCUGGUACCAGGCUGCAUAGGAGGGGUUCGGGCCUUCCUGCUGGUCCCUUGGCUUCUGUCGGGAAAAGCAAGGCAUGAAGAUCACAAGGCAGAAACACGCCAAGAAGCAUCUUGGCUUCUUCCGCAACAAUUUCGGGGUCCGCGAGCCGUACCAGAUCCUGGUGGACGGCACCUUCUGUCAGGCGGCGCUGCGGGGCCGCAUCCAGCUGCGGGAACAGCUGCCCCGCUACCUAAUGGGGGAGACUCAGCUGUGCACCACCAGGUGUGUGUUGAAAGAGUUAGAAACAUUGGGAAAGGAUUUAUAUGGGGCAAAACUGAUUGCACAAAAAUGCCAGGUUCGAAAUUGCCCCCAUUUCAAGAAUGCAGUGAGUGGCUCAGAAUGUCUGCUUUCCAUGGUUGAAGACGGAAAUCCUCAUCAUUAUUUUGUGGCAACACAGGACCAGAAUUUGUCUAUGAGAAUAAAGAAAAGGCCUGGAAUUCCUCUCAUGUUUAUUAUCCAGAACACCAUAGUCUUGGAUAAACCUUCUCCCAAAACAAUUGCAUUUGUUAAAGCAGUAGAGUCAGGUCAGCUUGUCUCAGUGCAUGAGAAACAGAGUAUCAGGCAACUCAAAGAGGAACAGGGUUUAGUGAGAGACCCUGAACUGAGAAGAAGAAAAAAACACAAGAAAAUAAGUGGCCCCAAUCCUCUUAGCUGUUUGAAGAAAAAGAAAAAAGCACAGGGUACAAACUCAUCUCCUUCUGAAAAGAAAAGAAAAAGAAAAAGAAUCCGGAACAGAUCUACCUCAAAAGUACUUUCUGAAAAGCAGAAUAAUGCAGAAGCAGAAGGGUAAUGAAACCUUUGAAUACUUUUAAAGACAUUCAAAUAUGGAAAAUAAAUUUGAUUUUGAAACUAGA